AUGGAGAACUUGUUUCGUUUGGCUGAUCAUGAAGAUUUCUUCUCUCGUAGAUGCAUAUGGGUUAAUGGUCCAGUAAUAGUAGGUGCAGGACCAUCAGGGCUAGCCACAGCAGCUUGCCUUAGAGAACAAGGCGUGCCCUUUGUUGUGCUAGACAGAGAAGAAUGCAUAGCAUCUCUGUGGCAAAAACGUACUUAUGACAGAUUAAAGCUUCAUCUCCCUAAACAAUUCUGUCAACUUCCAAAACUCCCAUUUCCUGAAGAUUUCCCUGAAUACCCAACUAAAAAACAAUUCAUUGAAUAUUUGGAAUCUUAUGCUAAGCAUUUUGAAAUCAAUCCAAGAUUCAAUGAAUGUGUACAAUCUGCAAGAUAUGAUGAGACUAGUGGGCUUUGGCGAGUCAAAACUAUUUCUGCAAGCGGGUCUAGCCGGACUGAAGUUGAGUACAUUUGCCGGUGGUUAGUAGUGGCUACCGGAGAAAAUGCAGAGUGUGUAAUGCCUGAUAUUGACGGAUUAAAUGAGUUUAGCGGUGAUGUUAUUCACGCUUGUUCUUAUAAAUCUGGUGAGAAAUUCCGUGGCAAGAAAGUUCUUGUUGUGGGUUGUGGGAAUUCCGGCAUGGAAGUUUCUCUUGAUCUCUGUAACCAUAAUGCUUCUCCAUCAAUGGUUGUUCGAAGCACUGUUCAUGUUCUGCCUAGAGAAAUUUAUGGGAAAUCAACUUUCGAGUUGGCUGUUUUGCUAAUGAAAUGGUUGCCACUCUGGUUAGUUGAUAAGUUAAUGUUGAUUUUCGCAUGGCUGAUUUUGGGAAAUAUUGAGAAAUAUGGAUUAAAAAGACCAGCUACGGGUCCAUUAGAGCUAAAGAAUACAGAAGGAAAGACCCCAGUAUUGGAUAUUGGAGCACUGGAGAAAAUCAGAUCUGGAGAUAUUAAAGUGGUUCCUGGAAUCAAGAAAUUUUCACAUAGACACGUUGAGCUUGUUAAUGGUGAAACUCUUGAUAUUGAUUCGGUUGUUUUAGCUACUGGAUAUAGAAGCAACGUCCCAUUUUGGCUUCAGGAAGGCGAAUUUUUCUCCAAAAAUGGCUUUCCAAAAGCACCAUUUCCAAAUGGUUGGAAAGGAAAUGCAGGACUAUAUGCAGUUGGGUUUACAAGGAGAGGGCUGUCUGGUGCAUCUUCAGAUGCCAUGAGAAUAGCACAAGACAUUGGCAAGGUCUGGAAAGAUGAAACUAAGCAACAAAAGAAGAGAACAACUGCUUGCCAUAGGCGUUGCAUUUCACAAUUCUAAAUCAUGACCAAAACCCACAAAACACCAAAAAAGAAAAGCUUCUAACAAACAGAAAUUCAGUUAGUUGUAAAAAAAAAAAAAAAGAAUAAUAAUAAUAAUAAUAAUCAUAACUUCCUGUAUGAUACACAAACA
Jatropha curcas is the source of this 1404-nucleotide messenger RNA. Its product is annotated as putative indole-3-pyruvate monooxygenase YUCCA5. Gene Ontology annotation, molecular function: NADP binding; flavin adenine dinucleotide binding; N,N-dimethylaniline monooxygenase activity. The record is from RefSeq and is a predicted model, not a curated record. Lineage: Eukaryota; Viridiplantae; Streptophyta; Magnoliopsida; Malpighiales; Euphorbiaceae. Gene Ontology annotation, biological process: auxin biosynthetic process.